AUGGGUGUAUGGUGGAAAUGGAAUCCGUUAAAGCUUCGCGUAGCUAUGAUCUUGGCGGCGCUUCUCGUGUUCCAUAACAAUCUGAAUCUCUGUUGUUCUAUCAACAGCGAAGGGUUGACAUUAUUGAAGUUUCGAGAGAGAGUGAUCAGAGAUCCAUUUAACGCUCUGUCAAACUGGAACUAUGUUGAUGGGGACUUGGAUCCCUGUUCCUGGGAUUUGAAAAAUCUUUGUCUUGAAGGAACACUGACCCCUGAGCUCGGAAAGCUGGCUUAUGUAAAAUCUAUUAUUUUACGCAACAAUUCUUUUUCUGGAAACAUUCCUAAAGAAAUUGGAGAAUUGAAGGAGCUGGAAAUAUUGGACUUUGGAUACAAUAACUUCAGCGGGGCAUUUCCCUCUGAUCUUGGCAAUAACCUCUCCCUGUCAAUUCUUCUUCUGGAUAACAACAAGUUCCUGGGUAGCAUAUCUUCUGAACUUUAUAAUCUGAAAAUGCUUUCUGAAUUGCAAGUAGGUGAAAACCAGCUAUCUGGUGCAGCAUUAGGUGCCACUUGUAACAGCAGAUCUAGUUCUUGGAACACUGUGCAAGCUGGAGAUAGAGCUCAGCGGAGUCUGCUGGAGGUGGCUGAUGCCCCAAGUCCAACCAAAGCUGAAAGGCAUAAACACCAUAAAAGGGGUUCUGGAUCAUCGCCAUCAUCUGCUUUGUUGUUGUCACCGUCACCGUCACCAUCACCGUCAUUGUUUUUAUCUUCAGUAUCACCUUCAGAACCACCAUUCUCAUCUAUUUCGUCCCCUCCAUCAACAUCUAUACCAUCUCCAGCAGAGUCUCCAUUUUCACUGCCAAAUUUUUUGGCUCCUUCACCCUUAGCAGUGCAACCACCAAGUCCAGCUUCUCCACCUCCAGUAGAUCCACCAGUUGUUUCUAAGAAACCACCAGAUUUGCAUCCUGUUUCAUCACCAGCCCCUUCUUCAACUCCUAGCCAAAGUGUGACAAAGAGUUCAAAAUCAAACCAUCAUAUAGUUUUCAUAUGGUCUGGAGUAAUAGGGGGUUCUGUUUUCAUAUUUGUUUCUGCCCUUGGAAUUUUUUUCUGUAAAAGCAGUAAAAUGGUUACCGUCAAACCUUGGGUAACAGGGUUAAGUGGGCAGCUGCAGAAAGCAUUUGUUACAGGUGUACCAAAGCUCCAGCGAUCAGAACUCGAAACAGCUUGUGAAGAUUUCAGUAAUAUAAUAGCAUCUUUAUCAGAUGGCACAGUGUACAAAGGGACUCUUUCAAGUGGUGUUGAGAUAGCAGUGACAGCAACGGCUGUGAAAUCUGCAGAAGACUGGCCAAAAAAUUUAGAAUCCCAAUUCAGAAAUAAGAUAGAAAUUUUAUCAAAAGUGAACCACAAGAACUUUGUGAAUCUUAUUGGGCAUUGUGAAGAGGAGGAGCCUUUCACAAGAAUGAUGGUAUUUGAGUAUGCUCCAAAUGGGACUUUGUUUGAACAUCUACACAUCAAAGAAGCAGAGCACCUAGAUUGGGGAAUGCGACUGCGAAUAGCUAUGGGCAUGGCAUACUGCCUCGAGUAUAUGCACCAGCUCAAUCCUCCGAUAGCCCACAAAAACCUGCAAUCUUCCUCCAUAUGUCUAACUGAGGACUAUGCAGCCAAAAUAUCGGAUUUCAGCUUCUGGAAUGAAGUAACUGCAGCAAAGAUUGGUUCAGCUACAAUGGGACUCUUGGAGACCCAAUCAGCGAAUCCAGAGAGCAAUGUUUACAGCUUUGGGUUAAUUUUGUUAGAAAUUAUUACGGGCAGGCUUCCAUAUUCAGUGGAUAGUGGCUCUGUUGUGGACUGGGCAUCAAACUACUUGAGAGGGGAACAGCUCUCAAGAGAAAUGGUUGACCCAACUUUGAAUUCUUUCCAAGAUGAAGAGCUCACUAAACUGCUUGAUUUAGUGAAAGUAUCUGUCCAUCCUGAUCCAAAACAGAGACCAACAAUGAGAGAGGUCACUGCUAUGUUGAAAGAGAUCACAGCAAUGGGACCUGAUGGAGCAACUCCAAAAGUAUCACCUCUUUGGUGGGCAGAACUUGAGAUUUUGUCAUCAGAAUCUAGCUAAAAGGCAAUGAUGGCUUGCAAGUAUAGAGUUUUAUUCAUCUUAUAUCAAUAUUAAAUUUCGUAUCUUUUUUCUCUGAUUCUUGUUUUUCUUUUUUUACCUGUUGGGCAGGCUCCAAGUGAGUGGUAUAGAUACUGCUUUGAAAUUUUUUAUUUUUUGUUUCUUAUGUUGCGUGAAGUGGCUGUAUGUAAUUUUUAAGCAGAGGAAGUGUAGUUUUAUAUAACAGAGAGCAGGAUGAUUCCCAUUCUGUCAGAUUAUAUACUUG
Messenger RNA from Ilex paraguariensis (yerba mate), 2347 nucleotides. NCBI's taxonomy places the organism in Eukaryota, Viridiplantae, Streptophyta, Magnoliopsida, Aquifoliales, Aquifoliaceae. The record is from the annotation of a GenBank genome assembly.